This is a messenger RNA of Colletotrichum karsti, 630 nucleotides long. Its product is annotated as Fe-S protein assembly co-chaperone HscB. The record is from RefSeq and is a predicted model, not a curated record. NCBI's taxonomy places the organism in Eukaryota, Fungi, Ascomycota, Sordariomycetes, Glomerellales, Glomerellaceae. Gene Ontology annotation, cellular component: mitochondrion. Gene Ontology annotation, molecular function: protein-folding chaperone binding; ATPase activator activity. Gene Ontology annotation, biological process: [2Fe-2S] cluster assembly; protein complex oligomerization. The transcript has a single exon. Bases 1 to 630 code for a protein of 209 amino acids.
AUGUCGGGAACAACAUCCUUAGCACGACCGGCGACCGCAGCGUCCAGUGAGCAAGCAACCGCUUCUUCGGAAGAGAGCAGCAGCAGCCGGCCCCCGGAAACGCACUACGAAUUCUUUCCCAUCACCCUUCCAGACGGACCGCCGCCGAAGGGCCACUUCCCCAUCGACCAGCGCGCCCUCCGCCGCGAGUUCCUCCGGCUGCAAGCCAAAGCGCACCCGGACAUGCACCCGGCCGAGCUCAAGAACCGCGCCGAGGCGACCUCGGCGCGGAUCAACGAGGCCUACAAGACCCUCUCGAACCCGCUGCUGCGGGCGCAGUACCUCCUCCAGCUGCGCGGCGUCGACGUGGCCAACGACGAGACGCUCAAGGUCGAGGAUCCGGAGCUCCUGAUGGUGGUCCUGGAGGCGCGCGAGGAGAUCGAGGAGGCGACCGACGAGAGCGAGCUGGAGGGCCAGCGGACGGCUAACGACGGGCGCAUACGCGAGAGCGAGGAGGUGCUGGAGGAGGCCUUCCGGCACGACGACAUCGAGACGGCGAAGAGGGAGGCGGUCAAGCUGAGGUACUGGGUCAACAUCCAGGAGAGCCUGAACAACUGGGAGUCUGGGAAGCCCAUUGUGCUGCAGCACUGA